Messenger RNA from Gadus macrocephalus (Pacific cod), 2211 nucleotides. Its product is annotated as rabphilin-3A-like. Gene Ontology annotation, cellular component: membrane. Gene Ontology annotation, biological process: intracellular protein transport. Gene Ontology annotation, molecular function: small GTPase binding. The record is from RefSeq and is a predicted model, not a curated record. The transcript is spliced from 18 exons. Lineage: Eukaryota; Metazoa; Chordata; Actinopteri; Gadiformes; Gadidae. Bases 49 to 1947 code for a protein of 632 amino acids.
CCCCAACUAUCCUCCCCACAGAUCACCACUGCACAGAGCGAAGCAGCCAUGACAGAUGCAGUGAUCGGCGGCAGCUCGGAUCGCUGGGCGUCCAACGGCGGCCAGAGGAGCGUGCACACUAACGAUAAGGACCAGGCCAACUGGACCUCGCAGCCGGGUCAGGGAGCGACCCCUGACCUGACCGACGAGGAGAAGGAGAUCAUCAACAAUGUGAUCGCCCGGGCUGAGAAGAUGGAGGCCAUGGAGCAGGAGAGGAUUGGGCGUCUGGUGAACCGUCUGGACGACAUGAAGAAGACAGCGUGCGGGGACGGGGUCUCCCGCUGCCUGCUGUGCGGAGAGCAGCUGGGGAGCCCUGGGGUCAGCUCGGUGGUGUGUGAAGACUGCAAAAAGCACAUGUGCACAAAGUGCGGGACGCAGGCCGACAGUCGCCCGCGCUCCGUGUGGCUCUGCAAGAUCUGCAAAGAGCAGCGAGAGGUGUGGAAGAGGUCCGGCGCCUGGUUCUUCAAAGGCUUCCCCAAGCAGUUCCUGCCGUCGCCCAUGCCCAUCUCCAAACCCAAAGAGCCGAAGGAGGGGAAGCAGCCGCAGGCCGCCGCGGCCCGCGGACCCACGGCCUCGGCAGCGCGGGAGAAAUCAGCACAACCACAGCAGCAAGGUCAUCCCCAGGGGGCUCACGCUGAACCGACCGCAGGGCCAGAGCGGCAGAGCCGUACCGGUGGCUACCCCCCUGUGGCCCUGAAGCCGUCGGAGGUGCGGAUGUCCGCAGGUGGGGUCGGUGGGCCGGCCCAGGACAGCCCCGUCAUGAUGAAGAAGGCUAUGACCGUCCAGAGCUCCAGACCCCAGCCGGCUGCAGCCAUGGCCCAGCCAGGUCCGAUGGCGGGAGAGGCAGGGCCCUACUCCUCAGGCGGCGGCGGCUCUCUAGAGCAGAGAGCGCCCCCUGCGGUGCGGGAGGAGAGGAGGCAGCCGGUGGCCCGACAGCCACCACCCCCCGCGGAGGAAGACGACGACGCCAACGACAUCGAUUCCGACGAAGCCACCACACUGGGGUCUUUGGAGUUCAGCCUGCUUUACGAGCAGGAGAGCAGCAGCCUUCACUGCAGCAUCCUCAAAGCCAAAGGAUUGAAGCCGAUGGACUCCAACGGACUGGCGGAUCCAUACAUUAAGCUCCACCUGCUUCCUGGGGCUAGUAAGUCUACAAAGCUGCGCACAAAAACCCUGCGGAACACGCGCAACCCUGCAUGGAAUGAGACGCUAACAUACCACGGGCUGACGGACGAGGACAUGCAGCGCAAAACCCUCAGGCUCUCCGUGUGCGACGAGGACAAGUUCGGGCAUAACGAGUUUAUCGGAGAGACCAGAGUGGCCCUGAAGAAGCUGAAGGUCAACCAGAAGAAGAACUUCAACGUGUGUCUGGAGAGAGUGGUUCCUAUGAAGAGGACUGGCACAGCCGGUGCAACCCGCGGCAUCUCUCUCUACGAGGAUGAGCCGGGGAAGGACGGCAGCGAGGUGGAAGAGCGCGGGAGGAUCCUCAUGUCCCUGAUGUACAGCACCCAGCUGAACCGCCUGCUGGUAGGGGUGGUGCGCUGCGUCCACCUGGCAGCCAUGGACGCCAACGGCUACUCUGAUCCCUUUGUCAAAAUAGUUCUGAAGCCUGAUAUGGGCAAGAAAGCCAAGUGCAAAACCCAGAUCAAGAAGAAGACAUUGAACCCAGAAUACAAUGAGGAAUUCAGCUAUGAUAUCAAACACAGUGACCUAGCCAAGAAACAAUUAGAUAUCUCUGUGUGGGACUACGACAUUGGCAAAUCCAACGACUACAUUGGUGGAUGCCAGCUGGGCAUCACUGCCAAGGGAGAGAGGCUGAAGCACUGGUAUGAGUGCCUGAAGAACAAGGACAAGAAGAUAGAGCGCUGGCACACCUUGUACAACGAGAACCACGUCAACAGUGAUUAACCAGUCACCGAGCAUCGGGAACAUGCAUGAGUCAUCUAACCAUCUCCCCCGUUUCCCCUCGAAACACUUGGGAAUCUGUCGCAUUUAGCCUUUCUUUCCUCCUCUCUUUUUGUGCUCUCAACCAGCCCCUGGCACUUCCCCCCCCCCACGUUUAAGAAGUUAUUUCCGAUCUUUAUCUUCACUGUAUCCCCUUCCUGUGCUCAGACUGCGAGUCUGCCCGUGGAACGUUUACGAUCAUUAUUGCAAUCGAAUAAGUAUAGACUC